Habropoda laboriosa is the source of this 2164-nucleotide messenger RNA. RefSeq names its product CCHC-type zinc finger protein CG3800 (gene CNBP). NCBI's taxonomy places the organism in Eukaryota, Metazoa, Arthropoda, Insecta, Hymenoptera, Apidae. Gene Ontology annotation, cellular component: cytoplasm. Gene Ontology annotation, molecular function: translation regulator activity; zinc ion binding; single-stranded RNA binding. Bases 201 to 671 code for a protein of 156 amino acids. Gene Ontology annotation, biological process: positive regulation of cytoplasmic translation. The transcript has 3 exons. The record is from RefSeq and is a predicted model, not a curated record.
UUGGCGGGCAACGUAGCGACGAUUGGCCGGUCUUCCCUUCCGUAGUCAAUGGUCGCCGCAGUCAUCCGGCUGAGUAUCGGUUCGAGUUUUCUCAGGAAAACAGUACUUCCCGCGGACCCAUUGUCCCUGACGCGUCGGCAAAGCCCAACGAAAGGAGGAUUAAUCGUGCGAUUCCAUCAAGCACCGGAGAUUUGUAAAAAAUGAGUUCAAGCGCGUGUUAUAAAUGUAACCGGAUGGGUCACUACGCACGGGAGUGUCCACAAGGUAGUGGAGGUGGUGGUAGAGGCGACCGUGGCCGUGAUCGAGAAGGUGGUUUUGCACGUGGUCGUGAUAAGUGCUACAAGUGUAACCAAUUUGGACACUUCGCACGAGAAUGUAAAGAAGAUCAAGACCUUUGCUACCGUUGCCAAGGUGUUGGGCAUAUUGCAAAAGACUGCCAACAGCAGGGGCCUGAGAUGAGCUGUUACAACUGCAACAAGACUGGUCAUAUGGCACGUAGCUGCCCAGAAGGUGGUAAUGAUUCUGGACGUUUUGGAAUGCAAAGUUGCUACAAUUGUAAUAAGACAGGUCAUUUUGCUCGUAACUGUACUGAAGUUGGAGGAAAAGCAUGCUACACUUGUGGCAAAACUGGUCACUUAAGCCGCGAAUGUGAUCAGGAUGACAGAAAGUAGGAGAUAACCGGAAUCCGUGCCGCUCGCUUAACGAUAAGCCGUUUACCGUCGCGCGCGCUACUACCGGGAAUUGUAGCUAGGUAGGGAUGUGCGAACGUAUGUCUCGUUGAUGCGUAUAAUUGCUAAAAAUGCGUUUUGUCAUAGUCGUUCGAAUUUCCAUCUCUCCAUGCCCAACUCCCGGAAGCCCAAUUUAUUCCUAGUUUCCUUCCCCCUCUACAUGUCGUUGUUCUCUUCGCAAAGGGUUUUUUCUUAUGACGUCUUUGUUUUUUUUUUUUUUUUUUUUUUUUUUUUUUUUUUUUUUUUUUUUUUAAUUGCUGUUACACUACACCAUACAUGCGUGCGCGCGCACAAAGUACAUUUACACAUAGAACACAUCCAGCAUUACAUGAAUACACACUAUACGAUGUAAUAAUAUUAUAAACAUUCGAUUGAAUUAGAGUAGAGACAUGAAUCCUCUGUCCCCUGACCUUCAAACUAUCUCGUACGCGCAUUGUUUUGUGAUGCAAGAUGUAUGGAUUCUUAAUAUACUUUAUAAAAGGAAAAUUUUACAAGUGCAGCAUUUAUGACAUAUUUUGUCAGCUUUGGCUGACGAGAUUUGAGACAUUUCUUGGUGAUUCAUAUUGAAACAGAAAAGAUAAUCAGAUCAUUGAAUUAUGAAGGGAUAGUUGUUUGAUACAGGAGAGGGAUAUGAUGACUACGAGAAAAAAAUCGUGAUCAGUCAUAUUUAUGUUCCUUUCUCACAUCCACGCAUCUUGUAUCCGGUCCUCCCUCUCGAACUCUCUAGCAACUCGAGUUAAGAAAAACAAAAAAUUCAGAAGUAAUGGGAAAGGAAGUGAACAUGCCGGCCCUGAAUACAUAUAAGUAAGGUUUAGUAACGCCAAUUUUUAAUGUGUAAGGAUGUAAUGAGGAUCGUUGAACUAUUAUUUUAUAACCGACCUAGUUUCAGAUGUCAACAAAAGCUGCGCAAUUGUAGGAUUGUCAGUGUUUACGAGUUUAUAUACAGUUAUACUUGGAGUAUUAUUCUAGAUUCUGAUAAACUAGGGCAAAAUAUGUGUGCUUCGUAUGCCAGAUUCUUUACGUGAAAAUGAAUGCAAUUACCGGUAUGGUUGUCAAUGAUCAUCACAACGUAUAUAUGUAUAUAUACAUAUAAACACAGAGGUCUAUACAAGUUUGCACAUUUUGUAUGUACAAUCAUAAUUGUUAUACCGAGGGUCACCAUUGUUCAUAUUGUCAGUGAUUGUUACGGACUUUCAAAGGAUGCAGUUGCAUUUUGCCUUACUAUAUCCUUACAUAUGGUGAAAUAUUUCGUUACUAGGUAUAUGUAUAUAUAUAUAUAUGCGCAUAUGUGUAUACAUAUAUACAUACAUAUGUGCAGGAGCUGUAUUUUGUACUGUAAAAAGCUAGAUAUACUCUGGUCGUUGCUGGUGACUAAUUCCAAUGUUUCUCUUAUUUAUACAUCACAGAAAAAAAAGUUAUAUUUUCAUGUAUAAAGU